AUGGGACAGAUUCGUAGGGUGAGUGAAAGAUGUUACAGGUAUUUGGAGAAAGCCGGUUUUUCAUUCUGGUCACGAGCACUAUUCGUGGGAGACCGAUACAACAUUAUGACAAACAACAACGCGGAAUCAUUGAACUCGAUGCUGAGACAUGCUCGUUCAUUGCCAAUCACGUGUUUGGUCGAGCACAUUCGUAAAACAAUGCAGAGGUGGUUUUACGAACGUCGAAGCAAUGCAACCGCAUGUAGUACUAUAUUAUCGUUGAGGAUGGAAAACGAGUUACAAACAACAUUUGAAGCUGGUACUAGGCUUCGAGCCCAUCAGUUGACAAACAGCUUGACCCAGGUUGGAAUAUCCAACGAUACGGAGAUAGUGGACUUCUCCGAUAACACGUGCACAUGUCGUGAGUUUCAACUAAAUCGUAUGCCAUGUGCUCAUGCAACUCGUGGGGCUACCCUGAGUGGUAAGUCAUUAUACGAUCUAUGCUCUCCGUACUAUACAUCGGAAUACUGGAGGGGUGCCUAUAUGGAAGUCAUAUAUCCCGUUACACGGGAACUGGAUUGGGUUGUUCCAAAUGAAAUCCUAGGCACUCAUAUUUUACCACCGACCGUACGUCGUCCUCCAGUUGGGAACAACAGCGGCUUGAAAACCUACAUUACUGCGGUUGCCUAUUAUGGAGAUGCAGUUUCUGCACGUAUCCAGAGAAUGUGA
Molecule: messenger RNA, 708 nt
Organism: Olea europaea var. sylvestris
Lineage: Eukaryota; Viridiplantae; Streptophyta; Magnoliopsida; Lamiales; Oleaceae
Exons: 2
Coding region: 1-708 (235 amino acids)
Molecular function (GO): zinc ion binding
Source: RefSeq, a predicted model, not a curated record